AUGAGCGAAUCCACACCUUACAGAGCCAGGAUACUGGAGCACAAUGCACAACAAGCCAGAUUCCGUGCGCAACUAUCGAUCGACGCAGCCCAGCAGGCCCAACAAGAAUUCGAGCGAGUCAAGCACGAGGUAAGGAAAGCAAAAGUCGCCUGUCACGCAAUGGAAGAUCGCGAGGAUGAUACCGAGCGCUUUGUUGUUGUGAAUCGUCGUCGACGUUUCGAUCGUGUGGAGAGUGCCAGUUAUACCGUUCUCGCCGCCUUCAAACGGCUUGUCGUUGCCGAGAAGGAGGCUCACGACAAGCUGGAGAGGGCGAGAGCAGAGAAGAUUGAGUCGAAGCCGGAAUACAAGGUCGUUAGGAAAGCGUCUUUGGAUUUUACUGCUUCGAUGUCGAAACGUAGUCGACGUGAGCGGGUGAAGCGUUGGAUGAAGUCGAUAUUGGGACGGUAG
This is a messenger RNA of Recurvomyces mirabilis, 447 nucleotides long. RefSeq lists its product as uncharacterized. The transcript has a single exon. Bases 1 to 447 code for a protein of 148 amino acids. The record is from RefSeq and is a predicted model, not a curated record. Lineage: Eukaryota; Fungi; Ascomycota; Dothideomycetes; Mycosphaerellales; Teratosphaeriaceae.